This is a messenger RNA of Raphanus sativus (radish), 1091 nucleotides long. Its product is annotated as aquaporin PIP1-3. Bases 90 to 1031 code for a protein of 313 amino acids. Gene Ontology annotation, biological process: transmembrane transport; response to water deprivation. Gene Ontology annotation, molecular function: water channel activity. The transcript has 4 exons. Gene Ontology annotation, cellular component: vacuole; plasma membrane; plasmodesma. NCBI's taxonomy places the organism in Eukaryota, Viridiplantae, Streptophyta, Magnoliopsida, Brassicales, Brassicaceae. The record is from RefSeq and is a predicted model, not a curated record.
GUGGGUGGUCAAGAGACCACUCACUGUCCAUUGCAGAAGAAAAAGCUCAGAACUUUAAACGUUUCUAGAAAGAGAAAAGAAAAAGGAAAAUGGAAGGGAAAGAAGAGGAUGUGAGAGUUGGUGCAAACAAGUUCCCAGAGAGGCAGCCAAUCGGGACAUCGGCUCAGAGCGACAAGGACUACAAGGAGCCACCACCAGCGCCGCUGUUCGAGCCAGGUGAGCUGAGUUCGUGGUCGUUCUGGAGAGCCGGGAUCGCAGAGUUCAUAGCCACAUUCCUGUUUCUGUACAUAACGGUGUUGACGGUGAUGGGAGCGAAGAGAGCACCAAACAUGUGUGCCUCUGUUGGAAUCCAAGGCAUUGCCUGGGCUUUUGGUGGCAUGAUCUUUGCCCUCGUCUACUGUACUGCUGGAAUCUCUGGAGGACACAUAAACCCAGCGGUUACUUUCGGUCUGUUCUUAGCUCGGAAACUUUCACUGACCAGAGCUGUUUUCUACAUCGUGAUGCAAUGCCUCGGAGCCAUCUGCGGCGCCGGUGUUGUCAAAGGCUUCCAGCCUACCCCUUACCAAACCCUCGGCGGGGGAGCCAACACCGUCGCUCCAGGCUACACCAAAGGAUCCGGACUCGGAGCUGAGAUCAUCGGAACCUUCGUCCUUGUUUACACCGUCUUCUCCGCCACCGACGCUAAGAGAAGCGCGCGUGACUCCCACGUUCCGAUUUUGGCUCCACUCCCAAUAGGAUUCGCUGUGUUUUUGGUUCACUUGGCGACGAUUCCGAUCACCGGGACCGGAAUUAACCCGGCUCGGAGUCUAGGAGCUGCAAUCAUCUACAACAAGGACCACGCUUGGGAUGACCACGUGAUGGAUAUUCUGGGUGGGACCAUUCAUCGGAGCAGCUCUUGCGGCUCUCUACCACCAGCUUGUCAUCAGAGCCCUUCCUUUCAAGACCAGAACCUGAUUUCCUUUUGUCUCUUUGUUUUAUUUAUUGAUGUUCGUCUCUGUUCUUUGUUUGUAUCGGAGUUUCAAAAUAUUUGACAUGUGGUGAUGUUUGUUUGUCUAAUUAAUUUAUUUGUUUAAUGAUUUUGUUUGAGGUUC